UACACACGUAUGAUCUCUAUCCCGUUUGUGAUUGACGUUUUUAUUCAACUAAACGUUUGCUAAAGGCAGACUAAAGGUAAAGGAUAAUGGGUUAAAUUAUUGACAUUUAGGUAGGAAUAUAUCCAACAUGAAAUUAUUAUUAAAUAAAAUAAUAAACCUCGAAGAAAUUUCAGUAAAAUUAUAAGGAUACUUGAUAUAUGUCACGAAAACGUAAAUCGUAGAUAGAGUUAAAUUUAGAGUUUAUAUUUCUGUUUUGCCUGUGUAACACAACGUAAGGACGAGAAGAAAGAGAAAAGAAGGAGAAGAGAGAGAUAGAAUAAAAGAUAGGAUAAACGAGAAGGGGUUUAAAAAAGAUGGCCGUCGCGGAACAUAUGACAAUGAACGGCGGACGACUGUCACGGCAGAAAAAAAGCUUGACGGAAGGUGUUUCGCGGUACCGUUGAUUUUCGUGUUCACGUAAAGUGUUGUGAUAUUUUAACUAGGGGAUCGUGGCUACAAAAGUCAGUGAUCCUGUGAGCAAAGGAGCCAUGACUACGUGUAGAGGUAGAGAAUGGGCUCGAUUGCAUCGGUGCUGCAGUGGCAUUGCUCGGAGUGCGCUCUGAUAAAUCCAACAGAGAGCACGCGAUGCACCAGGUGCGGCCUAACUCGACUUAGAAGCGAUGAGAAGGCAAACUUCAGGCUCAACCUAAACUUUGGGUCUGAAGAAAAUCCAGAACAAGAAGGAGACGGAACGAAAAGAAAGAAGAGGGAAGCUGAUUCAUUCUCGGUAUCCGUCCCGCCAACACCUCUACCAAGGCUUCGUCUAGAUAACCUAAGAGUGGACGACACACGUCCGACAACUCGUCAACACAUCGAAACUAAUUUCACACAUUCACACUGCUUUGAGGAGAAUUUAAUUGCACGCAAUAAUUGUUCAAAGAAGUUACAUCAUGAUUCUUGGAAUGAAAGGUCCUGUAAAAAAGAGCCAAUUGAACGAUCUUCUUCUUUACCUUCCUUAGUAACACAAUGGACUUGUGUUCGUUGUUUAUUGAAGAAUAAUUGCAGUUCUGCAUUAACUUGUGCAGCUUGCGAUGCUAACUUUUCACUAUUUGAAACUGGCAAAAGGCAAAUUGGAGCACGUAAAGGCAAAAAGUUAAAUAUACAUAAAAUAAGUCGUGUCAAAGAUGCAUCUAAGCUCUUAGCAAAUACUUUGAAUGGUUCUAAUGCUACAAGUACUUCUACAAGCAAUGCAAGGAUUAUUAGUAAGGACAUGGCACAGUUAACAAGUAUAACUCGUAAUGAAAGGAGACAAAUUGAUAGAGAAAAUUGGACCUUACCACCGAUAGAAACCAUGGAUUCAACUACAUUUUCUUACACAAAUACUAACAAUGGCUCAGAGCGUUCACCAAAAAGACACAGUCCCUCGAUAUAUGAGAGAGUUAAAUCUAAAGUUAGUCGCUCCUUAUCUAAUGGUUCUGUGGUGCAUAAAUUAUCUGAACAAGCUAUACAAAGGCCAACAAGUCUAGUAGUUUCAGAAGCACGACAGGAUGAUGCACUUUGGAGUUGUGAUAAUUGCACUCUUGAUAAUGCUCCUGGCCUAGAACAGUGCGAAGCUUGCGAAGCCCCUAGAAGUCCAGCACCUUGUAGCGGAGUAGUUAUCAGCGUACCCACUUGGGAACCUCGUGCUUUAUCUUCAGCAGGUCCACUGUCUUAUAGGCGAUCUUUUUCUGACAUUGAAUCUGUUACAAAUGUAUCUCAAAAGAAAAUAGCCAAUAGAAGAAGUCUUAACGAAGAUGAACCACCUGCGGUACCACCACAUUCUGCUAGUUUCAGUACAAGACCAAAAUACUCGUAUAUCGGAAUUACUGGCCCAGAUAUACCACCACCAUUGCCAAAGAAACAAAAUACUAAAUUAGGUCUAGUACCUAUUAAAGCCCAUAGCGAGGCAACAAGUCCUGUUGGAGAUGUGUCAGGUGUAAGUUCCUUGAAACGUAUGUGGACUUGUCAAAAGUGUUCUUACGCAUAUAAUCCACUAUGGUCAACUGGAUGUGAUAUAUGCGGAUCAUUUCGAUCUCCUCCUUCAUUAACUCAGCGUAAUUUAAUAACUGUUACGAAAGAUGGAACAAGCUGUUCGAUGCAUACUCAGUCUCCAAUAGUAGUAUCUAGAGAUAGCGUAAGAUAUAUUCCACAAAAAACUGCUACAUUGGCUAUGGCAGAGUCUGAUUUAGAUGAUCAAGUUGACCUACCUUCUCCAGUAUGGACUUGUAAAAAGUGCACAUUAUUAAACGCUGCUUCGAGAACUACUUGCGAAGCGUGCGGUGGUUCAAAAUUAAGAAGUAUUAUGCAUUUAGAAGACGCUACAUUACGAAAAGGAGAAAGCUGGGUGUGCUCAUCGUGUACAUUAAGAAAUCCAUUGUCAGCACAAACUUGUAACGCUUGUAAGACAGUAGCAGAUUUUCUAGAUGUACCAAAAGAGACCAGAAGUUUUGGAUCGAGAAGUCCAAGUCCAAGACUCUGUCCAACUGCUAUAAAUUCGAAAGUUGUUACACCAAGGCAUAGAAAUUCUAUAAGAAGAAAUGGUUCUUCGGUCGGCGAUAAAAGGCAUACAAGAGUAAAAGAUUCUACUCAUGGUCAAUGGCAGUGUAAGUUGUGCACAUAUGAAAAUAAGAGUACAAAUGGAAUAUGUGAAAUGUGCCAAAUUUCAAAGACCUUGUCUCAAAUAUCGGGUGAUAAGCCUAGAAUUAUUGAAUCUGGCACAAAUACUCUUACAAUACAAAGACAGGAAAGUGUCGUGAUGGAAAAUUUAAGGCAAAUCGAAGAAAGAGAAGCAUUGGAGAAGUGGGAACGAAUUGUCCGUUAUUGUAAAGAGACAAAUGAACCUUUCGUCGACGAUUCAUUUCCACCAGCUCCAAAAUCUUUAUAUUAUAAUCCAGCUGAAACGAAGGAUAACCAUGUUGUUCAAUGGAGGAGGCCUCAUCAAAUCAAUGUUGAUUCUACCGUUGACUCCAAACUCCCAUGGGCUGUUUUUAGAACACCUUUACCUUCUGAUAUUUCACAAGGAGUAUUAGGAAACUGUUGGUUACUCUCGGCUUUAGCUGUUUUAGCUGAAAGCGACGAACUUGUAAAAAGAGUUCUGGUAAUGAGAGAAACUUGUCCCGAAGGAGCCUAUCAAGUACGAUUGUGCAAAGAUGGAAAAUGGACUACCGUACUUGUCGAUGAUUUGUUACCCUGUGAUAAAAGAGGCCACUUAGUGUAUUCUCAGGCAAAAAGAAAGCAAUUGUGGGUGCCAUUAAUCGAAAAAGCGGUGGCAAAAAUUCAUGGUUGCUACGAAGCGUUAGUGUCUGGGCGUGCUAUAGAAGGUUUAGCAACACUUACAGGCGCCCCGUGCGAGAGCGUGCCUUUGCAACCAUCUGCUUUGCCAAGCGAAGAUGAACUCGAUAAGGAUUUAAUAUGGGCGCAACUUUUAUCUUCUAGACAAGCUAUGUUUUUAAUGGGUGCUAGUUGCGGAGGUGGCAACAUGAAAGUCGACGAGGAAGAAUAUCAGCGUAAAGGAUUGAGACCAAGGCAUGCGUACUCUGUUCUCGAUGUGCGAGAUGUACAGGGAAUACGAUUGUUGAGACUUCGAAAUCCUUGGGGUCAUUACAGUUGGAAAGGUGAUUGGUCCGACGACAGUCCUAUAUGGACGCUUCAAUUGCGUGAAAUGUUGAUGCCACAUGGUGCAUCCGAUGGCGUGUUUUGGAUUUCUUUCGAUGAUGUCUUAAAAUAUUUUGAUUGCAUUGACAUUUGUAAAACUAGAGUUGGAUGGAGCGAAGUUAGAUUACGCGGUACUCUUCCUCCUUUAUCUUCUCUCAGACAUUUAUCUUGUGUACUUUUAACAGUGCUUGAGCCUACUGAAACAGAAUUCACGUUAUUCCAAGAAGGACAGAGGAAUUCUGAAAAAUCACAACGUUCCCAGUUAGAUUUAUGCGUAGUUGUGUUUCGUACACGUUCUCCGGCAGCACCAGAAGUGGGAAGGCUAGUAGAACAUAGUAAACGACAAGUACGCGGAUUUGUUGGGUGUCACAAAAUGCUAGAAAGGGAUUUGUACAUCGUCGUAUGUUUGGCUUUCAAUCACUGGCAUACAGGAAUGGAGGAUACUUCCAGCUAUCCCGAAUACGUUCUUGCUAUUCAUAGCUCGAAAAGACUUCUAGUUGAACAAAUUUCUCCACCUGCGUUCGUCUUAGCCGAUGCCAUCAUAAGUUUGACUCUAGCGAAAGGACAACGGCACGAAGGAAGAGAGGGAAUGACUGCUUAUUAUUUAACUAAAGGUUGGGCCGGGCUUGUGGUAAUGGUCGAAAAUCGUCAUGUAAAUAAGUGGAUUCAUGUAAAAUGUGACUGCCAUGAAAGCUAUAACGUCGUGUCCACUAGAGGACAACUCAGAACUGCCGAUAGUGUCCCCCCACUUCACAGACAAGUCAUCAUAGUGUUAACACAGUUGGAAGGUAGUGGUGGAUUCUCAAUAGCACAUCGACUUACGCACAGACUAGCUAACAGUGGAAACUUACAUGACUGGGGUCCGCCAGAUACUCAGCACUGUCCUCAAAUUGACACUCAAGUUGAAGGUUUACAUAGUCCUCGUUUAAUCACGUGAACAAACAAGUUUUAUGUACAGUUUACAAAAAGAUGAACAGUGUGCAAGAACAGUGUUUAUUAAGUAAGAGAGUUUAUUGUAUACUCGUGGUAUUCAAAAAUUUGCUAAAACCAAAGCAAGCUAGAAAGAUUAGUACAACAUAAAUCAUACCGAAAUCAUAAUAUUCUUGACGCUUUCUAGCUGUUCAUACCGUAUGAAAAAUUUUUAGCGUCAAGACAAGCUCACUAAUGAACACAAUACAAUAAUUAACAAUUAAUAUGCAAUGAUUACGAGAUCAGUGGUUAAGGACACUUUUUGUUAAUUAGGUAGUAAUUAUUCGUUGUACCAUUGAAAACGGAUAUACUUUAAACAUUUUGUGCAAAUUAAAAAUCUCCAUGAGAACCAUUGAUCUAUAAAGAAGACUUAAAAAGAAAAAUUAAAUAUUUAUAAAGGAACAAAUUAAACACAUUGCUUGUUAUAUACAAAAAAUUAUUUUCUCAACUUAACAUUUAAGCCUCAUAAGACAUGACAAAGCGUAAAGAUUAUACAGUAAUGUGUAAAAUGAAAUAAGUAACAGCCAUUAAUAAUAUUAUAGUAAACAUAUACACACUUUUCGGAAUUGCUUAGAAUAUGAUAAAAUUAUAGAUAAAAAUGUUACCAAUUUUUUCGAUUUAAAUCGCUCCUAUUUUCGAAUUACGUAAGACCACAUUUGGAACCUACAUGUAAAAACCACAUGUACAUGUACAUUAUGCAUGACAAGCAAAUAUUAUUCAGAUCACUUCGACAAGUAUUUUGAAUACCGAUUGCAUUACGAAAUGUUUGUUCAACUUAGCUUUUACUUUCUCCAUGUCGCAACUUGAUAAAGUGCUUAUGUAUUAUAAAUUGAUGUAGCGCGUGACUACAGAACCAAAGAUCUCUCUUGAAGGUUUUAUAAUAAAUUAACUCGUUCACUGCCAAUAUUUAUGCAAUAUUCAUUUGACACAAUUGCUGUUGUAUAUUUUUGUAGUAAAUCAUUCACAAAGUUAUAUAUAUUAAUCUAUAAUUGUUACAAUACUUUAUAUUUAGUUAACUUGUGGUUAGACUGUGAAUUCUAUGCAUUUAGGGUAUAUACAUAUAAAUGUGCAAAAUGUAAUAAAGUAAAAACUGUACUAUACACAUUAAGUUUUUUAUAUUGCAAACCUAUUAAAGUCCUUGACGGAAAAAAUCAAUCUAUAUUCCAUUCAUCAAUUUAUAAUCCAUUGUAGUAGUAGCUGAAGUUCUCGCGAAUUUCUCGGCUACCAAAGCCCGAGAGAGAGAGAGAGAGAGAGAGAGAGAGAGAGAGAGAGAGAGAGAGAGAGAGAGCGGUGAUAACGUGCAAAAUAAGCAGUUGUUCAGAAUCAUGCUUUUGGUAACAUAUUUUAAGAUAUCCAAAUUUAUUUUACAUUUCAGACUUAUUCUACAAGUCACAGAGAGCGUGAACUUUCCGAAUUUUUCUUACUACGUGACAGUGAUAAUUUUAAGAAAAACGCUGUUCAUCCUUAUUUUAGAACGUCCGAAGAAUAUUUAGUCAUUUUUCGGACCCGAAAUAAUAAGUAGUGUUAACCAUGACAGCCGUUUGAAUUUUCUGGAGUACAUGACACCUCGUGUAUGCCAUAUGAAAUUUGUAUGCGGUGUGUACAGCAAAGAUUAACAAUAAAUAACCCCGUCGAAGUA
Messenger RNA from Megalopta genalis, 6280 nucleotides. Its product is annotated as calpain-D. Lineage: Eukaryota; Metazoa; Arthropoda; Insecta; Hymenoptera; Halictidae. Gene Ontology annotation, biological process: proteolysis. The record is from RefSeq and is a predicted model, not a curated record. Gene Ontology annotation, cellular component: cytoplasm. Gene Ontology annotation, molecular function: calcium-dependent cysteine-type endopeptidase activity.